GGCACAGAUGAUCAGGAAAGCGAUGUGGAGGAAAUCAUAGAGACAUCAACUGAAAAAAGGAGAAGACUUGCAAAGCAAUAUAUUGAAUCCAUUAAGGAAGGUUUAGGUAUUGUAUAUUUCUCGGGACUUUUUGUUUGUAAAACUUGCGAAUUAUACAUUAUGAUAAUUAUUAACUCGAUUGUAGAUGAAACUGGCUUUGAUGCAGAGGAAAUUGAUCGAGAUCUAAUUGCUGAACGAUUACGAAAAGAUGUGCUGGAACAAACGGGACGAGCUCAUCGUAUAAUAGCUGAUACGUUACAUGUAUUCCCGGGUGGUCGGAAAGAAAUAAAGAAAUUUGAUGGUCACACGAACCAUGUUUUGGCUUUAGCAGUUAGUUCUGACGAAAAUUAUAUGGGCCUUGUAUUCCGUAAAGGGAAUAAUCAAUUAUAUAGUGCUUCUCAAGAUCGUACAAUUAAAGUGUGGAAUAUCGAUGAAUUAUAUCGCACAUGUAGGUUAUGGAAAAUUGUAGAAGGAUCGCAAUUAGUAUUUCGUGGUAGCACCAAAAUUGCAACAGAAGAUGGUCAAACAUUUAAGGAAGGAAGUUUGGAUGUUAUUACCAUGAUCGAUGAGGAUAAUUUCCUUAGUGGUGGUGAUAGCGGUGAAGGCUCCAUUAAAACUCCAUAUUGGAUAACUGCAUUAGCUACCGUGAGAUAUUCUGACUUUUUCGCUUCUGGAUCAUGGGAUGGAAACAUUCGCCUUUGGAAAUUGAUUGAUAACAUUCAUUCUUUCGUUCCGCUGGCGGAAAUUCCGUUGGUCGGAUUUGUAAACGCUUUACAAUUUGUAACCAUAGAGAAUAAAACUUUUCUUCUAGCAGGUGUUGGUCAAGAACAUAAACUGGUAUUUGAACGGUGUGUUUUAGAAAUCAU
Molecule: messenger RNA, 905 nt
Organism: Racocetra fulgida
Lineage: Eukaryota; Fungi; Glomeromycota; Glomeromycetes; Diversisporales; Gigasporaceae
Source: the annotation of a GenBank genome assembly